Ipomoea nil (Japanese morning glory) is the source of this 2070-nucleotide messenger RNA. RefSeq names its product MLO-like protein 4. The record is from RefSeq and is a predicted model, not a curated record. Gene Ontology annotation, biological process: defense response. Bases 299 to 1930 code for a protein of 543 amino acids. The transcript is spliced from 15 exons. Gene Ontology annotation, cellular component: membrane. NCBI's taxonomy places the organism in Eukaryota, Viridiplantae, Streptophyta, Magnoliopsida, Solanales, Convolvulaceae.
UCAAAUCUCAUCAACUCCAACGCACAUGAAGCUGUGCUUUACCAUAUUUUAAUACCAAAAACACUGACUCAGAACCAAAUUAAAAUCGCCCCACCAUUUUAGGAAGAGAGAGGAAGGUUCCCUGAAUCCAUGGUGGAUCAAAAGUUGUAUAUAACAUCAGAAUUAAAAAUUCAAGGGAAAUGUUUUCUUGUAUAGUGACCGACCCAGUCCCUCAUUUCCUGGAUCUUUAUUUUCCCACACAAAAGAUUGAAUCUUUUUCCCCAUCCCGGUGAGGGGAAGAGGAAAAAGCUGUGAAAAAAUGGAGGAGACGUUCAGAGUAGGGAGGUCAUUGGAGGGGACUCCCACGUGGUCCGUGGCUUCAGUCAUCACAGUGAUGGUUUUCGUUUGCUUGUUUGUGGAACGCUCCAUUUUCCGGUUUGGAAGGUGGUUGAAGGAGACUAGGAGGAAGGCUCUUUAUGCUUCUUUGGAGAAGAUAAAGGAAGAAUUGAUGUUGCUAGGGCUUAUUUCUUUGUUGCUGGGGCAAUGGGCAAGGUGGAUUACUCAAAUUUGUGUCAGCUCCUCUCUAUUCAGCAGCAAAUUCUUCAUUUGCUCAGAAGAGGAUUAUGACACCUCCCAAAGUAUUCAAUUCACAAAGUCCUGGAUAUUGUCAAAUAACACUGAUAUUCCUUCCAAGGAAACUACCCAAUCAUCACCACAUCCUCAAUGUGGAGAGGGCCGGGAACCUUUCGUUUCCGCUGAGGGCCUUGAACAGCUUCAUCGCUUCCUGUUUGUUCUUGCCAUCACUCAUGUUCUGUAUAGCUGCAUUGCAGUGGGCUUGUCUAUGAGCAAGAUAUACAGUUGGAGGAAAUGGGAAAAUCAAGUUAGCAUUGGGGCUGAGACGAACUUACAAGCAGCAAAGGUUAAAGUGAUGAGGCGACAAUCCACUUUUGCUCUUCAUCAUGCAUCACAUCCAUGGAGUCGAAGUCGAGUUCUAAUCUGGAUGCUAUGCUUUUUAAGGCAAUUCAGGAGUUCCAUUCAUAAGUCAGAUUACUUAGCGUUGCGAUUGGGCUUUAUCACUAAUCACAAACUUCCAUUCUCCUAUAAUUUCCACAAAUAUAUGGUUCGUAGCAUGGAAGAUGAAUUUUAUGAAAUCGUGGGGAUCAGCUGGCCACUUUGGGGUUAUGCUAUCAUUUGCAUCUUUGUAAACAUUCAUGGUCUUAAUAUCUACUUCUGGCUUUCUUUUAUACCUGUCAUUCUUGUCAUGGUGGUCGGGACGAAACUCCAACAUGUUGUGUCCUCGUUAGCGCUUGAAAUUGCAGAGCCAAAAGGUCCACUGAUUGGAACUCAAGUUAAGCCACGAGAUGGGCUGUUUUGGUUUGGAAAACCAGAAAUAUUGUUACGCUUAAUUCAGUUUAUAUCCUUCCAGAAUGCUUUUGAGAUGGCUACGUUUAUCUGGUCCCUGUGGGGAUUCCAGGAUCGAUCUUGUUUCAUGAAAAAUCAUGCAAUGAUCUCCAUCCGAUUGACUUCAGGGGUUCUUGUUCAACUAUGGUGUAGCUACAGCACAGUUCCUCUGAAUGUCAUCAUCUCACAGAUGGGUUCUCGUUGCAGAAAGGCUUUGAUAGCUGAAAGUGUCAGGGAAUCACUCCACAGCUGGUGCAAGAGAGUUAGACAGAAAUCGAAGCGUGGCACCUUGACUACUAGAUCUGUAUGUUCGCUUGAAUCGACAUUCGAUGAAAGGGACGAGGUAACCACCGUGGCAUCUCUUACGUUGUCUCCAUGUUCCUCUUCGCGCUCCCUAAACGCUCUGGACGAGGAUGGCGACCCAACUGUUCAUCCAGACCAACUAGAACAUGAUUUCCCCUUUAGGGAAGAACAUGGUGCAGAAGACAAUGUUGAUGACACUGAGGAAGGCAGGCCUGAGACCCUUCUUCAAUUGUUUCAGAAGACAUGAAAUGUUUGACAUUCUGGGAUUGAUUCACACUUGUCCCUAACAAUAUGACUGUAAGUAGUUUGGUCUGUUGUAAUAGUUUCACAGUCUGUUCAAUUAACCAUAUUAAUAAAUGAAAAAAUUACAUUUUUUUUUAUCAUUCA